GGAGCCGUUGCCAUGGGGACGAGGAGGCGCGUUUGCUGCGCGUCCUCCAGGAAAGAAGGAAGAUCAGAGGCUUGGCUCCUUCUUCCCUUCGUUCUCCCAGAGAGUGUGGACAGGACGGGUGUUUGUAGGGUUUGAAAGAUUGCUGUAACCUUUUCUUAAUUUGCAAUUAUGAAUGUCAAUGACUUUGUCAUACUCCCUGGUUCAAAAACUGGAGUGUCUGUAAAACUGAAAGCAAAAAGCAUGCGAGAGCUGCAGUUGGAGAAGGUUCACCUGGAGCUUGAAAAUCAGGAAAUGGAAAAGAAACUGCAGCAACUGCAAUCAAACAUGAGCAGAGAAAAACAAGAGAGAGAACAAGCAAAUAAAUAUCAUUGGAAGUCAGGUCAGGCUGGUGUGAGUUUACAACCGCAGCUGUUGUCACAAAACAAAGAAAAUGUUGGAAAGGUUUCUUCAGGAAAAGUAAAAUUGAGAGUCCUCAAAGAACAAAUUCAAGUUCCAGAACCGGCUAAACAGACACCUGCACAUAAAUUGGUGAAUGUUUCAACAACUGAAAAGCCUAAAAUUAAGGGAAAGCCAUGUGGUCAAUGUGAAAUGAAGGCUGCACUAUUGGUGUGCUUGGAGUGUGGAGAAGACUACUGUCCUGCCUGCUUUGCCAGGGUACACCAGAAGGGGGCACUGAAGCUCCAUAGAACAACCUCUAUCAAGACAACGACACGUGUGCCAAUUGGGAAACUUGAAGCUGCACAGAACUUCCUGAAAACAACCGAUACUGAACAGUCCAAUGGCGGGAUAAAUAAUGAGCAAAAUAAAGAAACCAAGGAUAUGUUAGAAGAUACAUUACACCUUCCUUCACCUUUACAAAAAAUGCCAACAUGUAAUAUUGAGGAAGCUUCUAGAGUACCUUCUGAGAUUAGGUCUGACAGCCAGAGUGGUGGGUCUUUAUUUGAUGGUACUUAUGAUGAAGAAGAAUCAGCAAAGUCUUUUCAAGAAGCUCUAAAUCAGUGGAGAAAUAGAUGUUCUUCUCAGAAAUCUAAGGAAGAACGUUCUUGUCAAGUUGGUUCAGAAAAUUCAGGUACUUGUCAGGUGCAGACAAGUCCUCCACUUGUGAAAAAACCUAUUGAAAUUGAAUUCAAAGAAGAUAGUUUGAAAUAUAUGGAAAGAUUAUUGAUUAAGAAGCACAGAAGAACUCCAGUUGAUAAAUUACCAGAUAGCAUUAUAGCAGAUGAACUGAAACUUGAAAAAACAUUGCCAAAUGAAACUCCUGAUAGUUGGGUUGGAGAAGAUGAAGAAGACGAAGAUGAAAUAGCAAGUGUACAUUUUGCAGCUGAAGAAAUGAAGAAAUAUUGGACAGAUGUUUUUAUAAAAGAAGAGCCUCAGAUUGACCUUGUGAAUUCUGAGCCGUCUUUGAAAAUCAAAAUUCUUGAAGAUGCUUACCAAGAGGAGACAGAAGAGUCUACUAAUUUUGUAGUAAUGGAAGCUGGAUCUGAUGAGUUGAUUGAUAGCAGUGGUGCCAUGUCAAAAAGCCAUAAAACUGAACCAGACAUUUUUCUGGCACAAGCUAGCAAUAUUACCACAAGGUCACCUCUUUCUUCUUCAGUAAGAAGUGAAAAGUGUUUAACUUUUCUUCAUAAUAAAUGUGAAGAAACUUUAACAGCAAGAACACCUUUUUCUCAGUUUGAAAGAACUGAAGAUGCUUGCGGCUGUUCCAGUGCAGAAGAAAUGCUUCCCAGCACCCCUUUAAAAAGAGCUAUAACGAAAGAAAAGUGUGCCAAGAAAAAAAAGAGAAGCUCUUGCAUGUCAUCUGAGCAAACAUUUAGUCCUCUCAAAUUGGCUCCUGCUGAAUCUUUUGCUGCAGUGGAAUUGCCCAAGGACUGCAAGACACCCAUGGAGUUGAAUGAAGCUUCACCACUUGCUAUGAAGUCCUCAGUGUUCUUAAAGGUAGCCCAGAGGGAAAAGCCUAUUCAUCAUCCAUAUCAAGGACUUGAAGGAUUUUUUACUGUGGGUACAAGCUGCCAGCAGGUUAUGAUGGACUCAUUUCCUUCUCCAUAUAUAGGGAGGCAUUCUACAAGCAGCAACAUUUCAUUCUCAGGGAUGGAAAAGUGGAUGAAACACUUAAGCUUAAGUGAAUGUGCUGAUGAGUGUGUUGUGCAAGAUGUCUUGAAAAUUGAGCAGACCAGACCAUUAAGUAGAUGCGGAAUACAAAGCCCAAGCCCUGGAGCGUCUCUUUCAGUCUUAUCCAUGGGAAGUGCUUCUCCGAGACCCUUUUCUGCAAACAUUCCCAUUAAGUACACUUUUUGUGCUUCUUCAGUCCUUGAGGCAUGGCCCAAAAGCCCAGAUAGCUUGCCUUUAUCUCGAGCUGCUUCUGAAAUUUCUGAAAUUGAAGGCAUUGAUAUCAGUGAGCAUGAUGAUCCUUCUUGGGAGUACAGUAUCGAUCAAAAAGCCUUAGCAGAUUUAGCAGAUGAAUUGCAAAGUAACUCAGAUCCUUGGGAAAAACUGAAUGGCUUAACCUCUGAUGACUUCAACAGACAUUCAAAGAUGACAUAUCAAAACCUUCUUGAUUUCCAUAAUAAUCAUGAAAUAAAUAACUACAGCAAAGGUGAUGCUAUAAGAAUGUAUGAUGAAAGCCAUACAGAUGAUGAGGAAGACCAAAGGGACAAGCAGGAAGUGACAGAAUUACAUUGAGAAGAGAAAAUGAUUACAGAAAGAGGAAUCGUAAUCUGAUACAAUUUUGCAUUUCAGUCAUCAGGCCAAGGUGUUGGAUUAACUAAGUUUGAGAGAAAAUUAAUCUCAAGUAAUUGGAUAAAGUGCAUGUUGCUCCUGGAACAAAAUAGCAGCAGCAUCAACUACAACAAAAAGAGUGGAUUUUUCUAUUUCAUUAUUCUGAUGACCUCUUCUUGUAAAAAUCAGUUAACCCUGUAUAAGCUGGGUAAGGAAAGAAAGAAUGUUCAUCCAGAGAAGAUUAGCGGUUGUGAAGCUUUCCUGUUCCUUGAGAUAGCUGUCUGGAUUUUGACCUGUUAUUUGCAGCUGUAACUUGUCAAGUUAUUGGUGUAAUGCAGUAGAUAAGUGUGCCGAUAAGUAACAAGUGAACAUCUACAGUUGCAGUGCUUUCCAACCUCCAAGGACCUCAUCAAACUAGAGAAUAAUUCCACUUUAAAUCCGGUUGCUGCCUCCUGCAGAAUUCUGGGGUUUGUAGUUUACGGAGGAGCCUUUGAUUUGGAAACAAGCAAAGUAUUCCUUUUGAGGACUCAAUUCAGUUUUAAACCAGAUCCUUGAAACUUUCUUUAGAACUUGUGGAUGGGAUAAAGGAGAAGCAGUAUCUUUAUAAAACAAGUAGUGGUUAAGGACAUAAUACAGGACUAGUCAACCACUUCAGGCAUACAUAUUGUUCAUGAUAAUGGACAGUUGUUUCAUGAAAGACACAAUAUUUUUUCUUUCCUUAAUUUUUGAGAUGUAGCACUCAUACAUUAUAGAUCUUACAGUGAGGCCAGCCAGAUCUCUAGAUAUCUAGUGAUACAUCACUGUCACAUGUCUUAUUUUAAAUUACCCUUUAUUUAUUUUACAGAAAGAAACUGAAAUGAAAUAGAAACAUACGAAAAUAUAAUAAUACAUAAAAUAUCAGCAAUAAAAAGAACUGAACAGAAACUGAACAAAAAGAGAACUUAAAAAGCAUAGCUAAAUCAUCAAAUUUAACCAAAACUCAACUACCAAAAAACAUCAUUUUGAAAUAGUCGUAUUUUCACCAAACGAAAAAUGUCAGGUUAAAGACACUAAGCAUAUUUUUGGAGCAGGAUUUCACUAGCUAUUUAUCUUAUUAAUUGUAUUUUUACAACUGCGUAACAUCCUUUCUGAAAAUACAUGCUUUAAAGUAAAAUUGUACUGUAAAAGCAUAUCAAUAUAGCAUUACAUAUAAAAUAGUAUAAAGUAUUGUUUAAAACAGGAUAGUUUUAUUUUCUCUGAAUGUUACUGUAUUACUAUGGGUCCCCCUCUAGUAGCAAUGUCAGAGACCAUGGGCAGUUGUUGCAAAGAGAAUGUGCUUAGAUUAAACCUGUAGGUUUGAGGAAAUGCACAUACCUAACUCACAGACAUUUUCCCUCCUGCUAUAUUGAGCCACUUGACAUUUGCUGUAGAAAGUUACCUGUAACAUUUCCAGCAUUUUUUCUGCAAGAUUGCAUUGCAUUGAAAAUUCCUCAUUAGUACUGUCAUAUAGCUCCACAAGCAGGCAAUUCCUGCCCAAUAUACCCCUUAAAAACCUCUCAGAUUCAAAAGUCAUUGUUAUAAGGGCUGGGGAAACCAUUAAACCAUUGACUUGGUAUAUGUAUUCUGGUGCGUUCAUAUGGCCUUUUAAAACACAUUUUUGGAAAGUUCCUGGUGAAAUGCACUUUUUUCAUUGCAAUCCAUUUUCUGCCUCCCAUUAAUCAUAUUUAAAUUGCAGUUAUAUCCAACUGUGUAACUAACAGAUACCUUCUUGUUAGUCCAUUAGCCAGCUCUACUUCUGUGUCCUGAUUAUGCUCUAUAGAAAAGAGGUCAUGGUUGGCUAUAUGUGGUUGGAUGCUUUAUAAUAGGGAUGUACAUUUCUGGAGUGGUAAGAAGCCACUUUUGUCAUCCAGAGACCUCUCAAGGCUACAACUGCCCAUUUUUUUUAAAAAAAAGCCCUGACCUCCCCAUGCUGUUUUUUUUCUCCAGCAUGAAAGUGACCUGUAUCAAGCCACCAUCAGCCUGUGAAAGGCCUGAGAUAAUAGUUUUUUUUUUUAAAAAAAAAAUACCUUUUUUAAAUUGAUUUUUUUUAAAAUUAAGGGUAUGGAGAAAGGAUUACUGGGAAUUCCUGGUGGGCUAUGUUGUGACAAACUUUAAAAAUAGAUAAGUGAAGCCUUGUGUGUGUGUGUGUGUGU
Molecule: messenger RNA, 4886 nt
Organism: Anolis sagrei ordinatus
Lineage: Eukaryota; Metazoa; Chordata; Lepidosauria; Squamata; Anolidae
Gene: ZBBX
Product: zinc finger B-box domain containing
Molecular function (GO): zinc ion binding
Source: RefSeq, a predicted model, not a curated record